AAUACGCGCGUCUGCAAGAAGUCUGUGUAACUCGUCGGCUGCGUGGUCGUGCAGGUGUAGUGAUCGCAGAUUGUUUCUAUCGAUAAAGCAUCUAUUUCUGAAUCAACAUGUCAGGAAAGGUCGUGCUGUAUUACUUUGACGGACGAGGGAAAAUGGAGUCCAUAAGGUGGCUGUUGGCUGUUGCUGGUGUUGAGUUCGAAGAGGUGUUUCUGACCACAAGGGAGGAAUAUGAAAAACUGGUGAAUGAUGGAGAUCUACUGUUUCACCAGGUUCCACUGGUUGAAAUGGAUGGAAUGAAGCUGGUACAGUCAAAGGCCAUCAUGAAUUACAUAGCAGGGAAAUAUAACCUCUAUGGAAAGGACCUUAAAGAGAGAGUUAUGAUUGAUAUGUAUGCCGAGGCUGCUCGAGACAUCAUGGACAUGAUGCUGCCACUGCCCUUUGUACCACCAGAGAAAAAACAGAAUCAGCUGGAAAAUUUGCAGGUCAAAGCCAAACUCCGCACUCUUCCGGCUUUUGAAAAGGCUCUCGGUGCUUCUCAGUUCCUCGUGGGUAACCAGCUGAGCUGUGCUGAUGUCAACUUCUUUGAAGCCUCUCUGAUGCUGGAAGAGGUAUUCCCCACAAUACUGUCGUCCUUCCCCAACAUCCAGGCAUUCCAAAAGAGAAUGAAAGCCAUUCCAGCAAUCAGCAAAUUUCUGCAGCCUGGCAGCCAGAGAAAGCCUCGGUCUGAUGGAGUCUAUGUAAAAACUGUAAUGGAUGUAUUGAGCCAUUUGUUCAAGUAGGAAUCUGUUGAGAACAUUCACAAAUCAGUAAAACACUUAGAUGUCUAAUUGUGCCUUAUGUAGAAGGGGGGAUUGUUUAUAGCUACAGAAAUGAUUAUGUAAAAGUUUGGUGCUACAGGCAUUUCUGAGUUUUAUCUGCAAGUGUCAGUCAUACAGAAGCCCUGGUGACCUAUAGUGCUUUGGGCUUUGUUAUUACAUUGACACAAACUGUGAAUACAAUACAUAUACUGUGAGUAUAUUUGUAGACAAAUAGGUAGGCAAGGCAGCCAGUAGGGAAAGAUUGACUGUGCAAUCACAGUGUUUAUUACAUUGACAUGUGCCACUAUUGUCUGUACUGUCUUUGCAUCUCCAGCAAUAAACCUAUUUCUGGAAACUG
Molecule: messenger RNA, 1155 nt
Organism: Colossoma macropomum (tambaqui)
Lineage: Eukaryota; Metazoa; Chordata; Actinopteri; Characiformes; Serrasalmidae
Product: glutathione S-transferase 3-like
Exons: 6
Coding region: 108-779 (223 amino acids)
Biological process (GO): glutathione metabolic process
Molecular function (GO): glutathione transferase activity
Source: RefSeq, a predicted model, not a curated record